AUGGCCUGCCUCAUCAGCACUGAUCGAUACCGAUUGGUAACUGAUGAUUACCCGAUCGAGUUUACGCUGUUCGAUAGUCCUGAGUUAUAUGUGAUGCCGGUCGAUUAUCCAUCUUCAUCCAGGCUUCGAUCUCUUGCCUCUUUUUCUUAUUUACCCUUCUUUCUUUCUUUCUUUCUUCUUCCUCCCAAUAUUCCUCGUCGUCGUCGUCUUCUUUUCCUUUCUUUUUCUUUUCCUUUCUUUUUCUUUUCCUUUUUCUCUCUCUUUCUUUCUUUCUUUUUCUUUCUCUUUCUUUUCCCUUUCGUUUUGUCAUCGUCCUCGCCAGAGAUAAGCCCGUCUUGGUUUUUUCCAUCGUUUUCUUUUUUUCUCUCUCUUUCUCUCACUCUCUCUCUCUCUCUUUCACUAACUCUCUCUCACUCUCUCACUAACUCUCUUUCACUCUCUCACUCUCUCACUAACUCUCUUUCACUCUCUCACUCUCUCACUAACUCUCUCUCUUUCACUCACUCUCUCACUCUUUCACUCACUCUCUCACUCUUUCUCUCUCUCUCUCUUUCACUCACUCUCUCACUCUUACACUCACUCUCUCACUCUCUCUUUUCUUCAUUUUUAUGCGGAUUUUCUUAUUUCUUUUCCUUCCCGUUUUCUUUCUUUUUUUCCUUCCUUCCUGUUUUCUUUCUUUUCUUUUUUUCCUUCCUUCCCGUUUUCUUACUUUUUUUCCUUCCUUCCCGUUUUCUUACUUUUUUUCCUUCCUUCCCGUUUUCUUUAUUUUUUUUCCUUCCUUCCCGUUUUCUUUCUUUUUUUUCCUUCCUUCCCUUCUUUUUCUUUCCCGUCCUAUUAUUUUUAUUCCUUUGCCUUUUUCUCUUUUCUUUCUUUAUUCUUUCUUCCUUCUCUUUUUCUCUUUUCUCUCUCUUCCUUCCUCCUCAUUUCAUCUUUUUCUUUGAUCAUUAUUCCUUCUUUCCUUCCUUACAUUUCAUUCACUUCACCCACCUUGCGUUCUUUUUCGUUUAUACUCUUUCUUUAAUGUGUAUUCUUCUCUUUCUCCCUUUUAUUAUAACUGCGUUUUUCUUCAUUCCAUUUUUCUUUUUUCUUUACUCUUUACUUUCGUCUUUGACUUGUGCCCGCUUUCUUUUAUUUUCCCUUUUUUAUUCUUUCUCUUUUUUAUCCUCCUCCUAUGAUAUUACCUUCUUUUUUUUUGCCUCCUUCUUUUUCUCUUUCGCUUUCUUUGCUUUUCUCAUUCUCUUUUCUUUUUCGAUUUCGUUUCUUUUUCCUUUUCUCUCUUUCGCCUUCUGUUCUUAA
This is a messenger RNA of Acanthosepion pharaonis, 1296 nucleotides long. The record is from the annotation of a GenBank genome assembly. NCBI's taxonomy places the organism in Eukaryota, Metazoa, Mollusca, Cephalopoda, Sepiida, Sepiidae.